Tripterygium wilfordii is the source of this 1409-nucleotide messenger RNA. RefSeq names its product cyclin-U3-1-like. Gene Ontology annotation, molecular function: protein kinase binding. Lineage: Eukaryota; Viridiplantae; Streptophyta; Magnoliopsida; Celastrales; Celastraceae. The record is from RefSeq and is a predicted model, not a curated record. Gene Ontology annotation, biological process: regulation of cyclin-dependent protein serine/threonine kinase activity. The transcript is spliced from 3 exons. The coding region runs from base 409 to 1068 and encodes 219 amino acids.
GAUGGGUCCGAUAUUUUUCACUCCAUAGAAGCCAAGAAUCCAAGCUUUUCCCUGCCACUUAACCCAGCACUACCCAGAACCGACACUAUCUUCUGUGAAAGUAAAGUUUUUUACAUAUAUCUAUAUUCUAUCAGAAGGAAAGAUGCCUACUUUAUAUACAACUUCCAUGUGAAGGCUGAUAAAAUAAAGCAAUCUCUCUCUCUCCCUCUGCCUAAGAUGCAUUCAUGUGUAGAAUUGUAGAUACAUGGCAGGGAGAAGAGAGAGAAUGGUCGACUCCACUGUAUGAAACAAUUCCUGUUCCUUUUCUCUUUAUGUUCAGUGCAUCUUCUUAGUGCCUGACGCUUCUGUAGUCACUACGGACCAGAGGGACGAUAUCUUCAGAAUCUUGUGUUGCAGCACAACCUGGUUAUGGGAACUAAAGAAAUAGCUAUUGAGAGCUUGGACGCUGAUAUUUACGUCACUUUGGGCCUUGAAGGAUCAAGCAAUGCUGUUCCGGGGAGCCUUCGGAUUUUAUCCCUUCUUUCUUCGCUUCUUGAGAGAACUGUUCAUAAAAAUGAGAUGUUACUUGAGACAACAUCAGUUAAGGAUGUUGUUACCAUAUUUCAUGGUCUAAGAGCACCUAAUAUAAGCAUCCGGCAGUAUGUUGAUCGUAUCUUCAAAUAUUCUGGCUGCAGUCCCUCCUGCUUUGUUGUGGCACACAUUUAUGUUGAUAGAUUUCUUCAACAAACUGACGUUCGGCUGACUUCCCUUAAUGUUCACCGGCUUCUUAUAACUAGUCUUAUGGUGGCAGCAAAAUUUAUCGAUGAUGCAUUCUUUAACAACGCAUACUAUGCAAAAGUUGGAGGAGUAAGCACACGAGAGUUGAACAGGUUGGAGGUUAAGCUUUUGUUUACGCUAGAUUUCAGACUUCUAGUAAGUGUCGAUACGUUCAGAACGUACUGUUAUCAGAUGGAAAAAGAAGGUGCAGAAUGGCAUCAGAUUGAAAGGCCAAUGCAAGCAUGUAGAAUCAAAGAUAAUUGGUCGAAGAAAGAUGAUUCUACCACUUGUGCUUCCACAGUUGCUAGAUGAAGAUACAUAUUGCGUCAAUGUAUCCUUGCAGUUCCACAUUCUGUUAAAUACACACUAUGGUUCAAACUUCAACCAUGCAGAUGUUAAGAUGUUGCAGGGCACUCCUACCGACAUGUUUGAGCCAUUGCUGAUUUGAGCUUGCCCUAGGAUUAGAUCUUUGUUAGCGUGCUUUUGUUUUAGGCCCUGUAUCUCCCUCUAGUUUCACGCUUUCUGCUGUUUGGGUCUGGGUCUUACUGCAUGCAAAAGCAUGAAUAAUAUGUAUGAUUCUGUGUCCUCAUACCACUUUGUGUUUACUCAAGAUUUCAUUGGGUUGCAUUAUUUGUUCAUAUGAUUCUAUUUAA